Molecule: messenger RNA, 1584 nt
Organism: Lycium ferocissimum
Lineage: Eukaryota; Viridiplantae; Streptophyta; Magnoliopsida; Solanales; Solanaceae
Product: agmatine hydroxycinnamoyltransferase 1-like
Exons: 1
Coding region: 70-1386 (438 amino acids)
Molecular function (GO): acyltransferase activity, transferring groups other than amino-acyl groups
Source: RefSeq, a predicted model, not a curated record
CAAUUCUAACACCACACAAAUCAAAAUAUCUCUCUAUAGAAGGCACAAAAAGAGAAAAACUUAGUAACCAUGAAUGUGAAAAUUGAGAGUUCAAGAAUCAUCAAGCCAUUGUAUGAAGGAACUCCACCUUCAACCACAACUCACAUUCCUUUCAAUGUGUUUGAUAAUGUCACAUUUGAUGCUCUAAUGGCUUUGAUUUAUGCCUAUAGACCACCUACCCCUCCAACUUCCACUAUUGAAAUGGGACUUCGAAAAACCUUAGCGGUUUAUAGGGAGUGGGCCGGGCGAAUAGGUGAAGAUGAGGAGGGGAACCGCGGGGUUUUUCUCAAUGACGAGGGUGUUCGAUUCAUCGAGGCAUCUAUGGAUGCCACGUUGGACGAAGUGUUGCCCUUAAAACCUUCCCCUUCUAUGCUCUCCUUACAUCCUAGCUUAAAGGAUGUAGUGGAGUUGAUCCAAGUUCAAGUCACGAGGUUCACGUGUGGCUCCGUGGUGGUUGGUUUCACAGGCCACCACAUGAUAGCCGAUGGCCACGCGGCAAGCAACUUCUUCGUCUCGUGGGGUCAAGCUUGCCGCGGGGUCGAAAUUACUCCCCUCCCAUUGAAUGACCGCACUAUAUUCCGCCCACGGGACCCUCCACUCAUCGAGUACAACCAUGUGGGGGCCGAGUUUGUGUCCAAUUUAGUAAACAAGGACAACAACGUCAACAAUGAAAAUAAAGAGAAAACCAUAAUCGUGCACAAAGUCCAUUUCACACUUGAGUUCCUAGGGAAACUCAAGGCGAACGCCUCUUUCAUGAAUGGAAAAGCGAGGGCUUAUAGCACGUUCGAAAGUCUAAUAGCCCAUUUAUGGAGGGUCAUUACAAAAUCGCGCGGACUAGACGCGUUACAAACUACCCAAAUAAGAAUCUCGGUUGAUGGACGUAGAAGAAUUAUACCUCGAGUGCCUGAUGAAUUUUUUGGUAACUUAGUCCUUUGGGCAUUUCCAACAUCAAAAGUGAAAGAAUUACUAGAUGAGCCACUUCACUAUGCAACAAAGAUAAUUCAUGAUGCAAUUACCAAAGUUGAUGACAAAUAUUUCAAGUCAUUUAUUGACUUUGCAAAUCACAAAGUCACACAAGAUUUAAUCCCAAGUGCAGACAUGAAGAAGGAUUCACUUUGUCCUAAUUUGGAAGUUGAUAGUUGGUUGAGGUUUCCAUUUUAUGACUUGGAUUUUGGUACUGGUUGCCCUUUUGUGUUCAUGCCUUCUUAUUAUCCAACAGAAGGGAUGAUGUUUCUUGUGCCGUCAUUUAUUGGAGAUGGAAGCAUUGAUGCUUUUAUUCCUCUAUAUCAAGAUAACUUGGCAAAUUUCAAGAAAAUUUGCUACUCUCUUGAUUUGAAAGCAAAAUGAGAAGAGAGCUACUUAUGAGGCUUGUGAUAAAAUAAAAAAAAGGUGAAAUAAGGUCUUGUCGUAUUGUGUUGUUUUUAGGUUAUUAACAAUUUGGUUAUUAAUUUUUCCUACUGGAUUUUUUUAUUAUGUGCAUUGUCAUGUUGAUGAUCAGUAUAUCUUGGAGAAGAAAUGUAAGUUUGGCACUUUCUGAUUUUUAAA